AUGUCAUUUUUGAAUAAGGUUCCUCCAAUUGUUUAUGUUUCGUCUUGGUCGGCUUCUGCUGGUGGAGGCCUUGCUAGUGACUACUGGAAACCAAAGAUGGAUAGGAGUUGGAUUCGGCUAAAAGAUAGAACUUCCGACGAAUAUGUAAAAGGUAUCCAGUCUUUUAUGGCAGUAGCAAAGAAUUACACUGAUGCCGAGCAGAAAACACUAUGUCCAUGUCGCAGUUGUCAGAAUAAAAACCCGAAACGUAAGUUAGAUUUGAUUGAACGACACUUGAGGUCUAACGGGUUUUCCCCGAGUUAUCAAGUGUGGGUGCAUCAUGGUGAAAAGCUAAACCUUAAUGAUUUCUUACCACAUUCAAAUAGGCAAGAUGAAGCUACCUCUAGUAUGCAGCACAAUGAAGAGCCUGAACCGGAUGAAAUGUUUGAGAUGAUAGAUAGCUUAAGUUUACCAAUACCUAUUGAUAAUGGAUCUUCAGGAGAGCCCAUGGAAAGAGCUGAUGAGCAUAGUAAAAGAGAUGACUGCCCUGUUUGCAGCGAGCCUAGAUAUAUCUUUCAUCAGGGUAAGGGUAAAAAAGUUGCACAGAAGGUUUUGCGUUACUUUCCCUUGAAGCCUAGAUUACAAAGAUUAUUUAUGUCAAAACACACGGCAUCUGCAAUGCGAUGGCACAAGGAUAGGCACAAGGAUAAGCGCGUCGAAACAGAAGACAUGCUAAGACAUCCAACGGACGCUAAAGGGUGGAAAGAUUUUGAUGGCAAGUAUGAACAGUUUGCAAGGGAUCCGCGUAAUGUUAGGCUUGGACUCGCUACUGAUGGUUUUAAUCCAUUUGUAAAUAUGAGCAACUCCUACAGCAUGUGGCCGGUUAUACUUAUUCCGGACCAAGGCCCCCGGAAAAGAUAUCGAUUUGUAUUUCGGCCUUUAAUAGAUGAAUUGAAGGAGUUAUGGGAAGUUGGAGCAGAUACUUUCGAUGCCUCUACAGGGAAGAGUUUCCAAAUGCAUGCCGCAGUCAUUUUAACUAUAAACGACUUUCCAGCGUUUGGGAAUUUAUCUAGUUGGAGUACCAAAGGGUACAAGGCAUGUCCAGUAUGUAAUUAUGAAUCAUCAUCUCAACGUUUGAGGAGUAAAAUAGGUUACUUGGGUCAUCGUCGCUUCUUGCCUCGUGGUCACUCGUGGAGAAGGAGCAAGCAGUUUAAUGGUAAGAGUGAUCUUCGACCUCCACCUAAAGAAUUGAAUGGAUAUGAUAUUGUAAACCAGUUAGAGGAAUUCAAACAUGUUGAGCUAGGAAAAAACCCAAAUCGUAAAAGUAAGAAAAGAAAGCGUAGUAUCAGUGACGAGCUAAAUUGGGUAAAAAAGAGUAUCUUCUUUGAGUUUCCAUAUUGGGAAUUUCUUAGAAUAAGACAUAAGCUUGAUGUUAUGCAUAUUGAGAAAAAUAUAUGUGAUAACAUUAUGGGAACAUUGCUAAACCUUGAUAAGAAAACAAAAGACACAGAAAAAGCCCGGUUAGAUCUCGCAGAUAUGAAUAUUAGGUCAGAGCUUCAUCUAAAAGUUUUAGGGGAUAAGUGUAUCAAGCCUCGUGCUUCUUAUGCUUUGACACCAGAACAAAGAAGAGAGUUUUGUAAGUUUUUAAAGUCAGUAAAGUUUCCGGAUGGGAUCUUCCCACCGGCAUUUUUUGAUGUUAUGGUUCACUUGGCUGUGCAUUUGACGCAUGAAGCCAAAAUAGCUGGUCCUGUGAACUAUAAUUGGAUGUACCCAAUUGAAAGGUUUCUAGGAUCACUUAAGAGGUUUGUGAAAAAUAAAGCUCGUCCAGAAGGUUCUAUAGCAGAAGGAUACAUUGUGAAGGAAUCUUUAACUUACUGUUCAUUGUAUCUCCGUGGUAUUGAAACUAAAUUUAACCGUGAAGAACGGAAGAACGAUACCUCAUGUGAUGGCCAUGGUAAAAAAGGGACGUCGUUGCCUGUCUUUUCUCAAAGUGCUUGUCCAAUUAGUGGUACAAUUUACAAACAGUUAUCGAAAAAAGAGAUAGAAAUGGGUCAUUGCAAGCAUAUGAAUGAAUUAAAAGCACAGUCUAAUGUCAAUUUACAUCAACGGCAAAUACAAGAAUUACCAAAAUGGUUUAAACGACAUGUUUUGGCUUUGCGAGACAAAGGAUCAACUGAUACAACCGAUGAAUUAUACUUUAUAGCAUGUGGCCCGGAUUCUCGUGUGAAAUCAUAUUCAGGUUGUAUUGUGAAUGGGGUUCGGUUUUUCACCAAAUCUCGUGAUGACAUCCGUACGACCCAAAAUAGUGGACUGGUUGUAGAAGGGGAACAUGAAGGCAAACAGGUAGAUUUUUAUGGAAUUUUAUCCGACAUCUUAGAGCUGAAGUAUGUAUAUCCAUAUAGGGUGAUGCUAUUUAAGUGUGAAUGGUUCGAUCUAGAUCCAAAGAAGAAAAGAGUUAAAAAGGAUUACAACUUGACUUGUAUAGAUGUGAGCGGCAGGUGGUAUAAGGAUGAUCCAUUUGUGCUUGCUGACGGCCGACAAGCCCAACAAGUAUUUUACCUGGAUGAUUAUAAAUUUGGAUCGAAUUGGAAAGUAGCAGAAAGGAUGCAACAUAGGCAUUUGUGGGAUGUUCCAGAACUAGAAGAGGUGGAAGAGAUAGAAGAAACAGAAACAUACAAAACCACUGAAGAAGCAUAUCAAAAUAACGAGGUUUCAACCCUUUUAGAAACUGUUGAAGAAGAAGAUCUUGAUGCACGAGAAUUUAGUAGACAUGAUGCAGAAGCAGAGGUAGUAGACACACCUAUUGAUCUCAAUGAUAAUUUUAUUUAUGAUGUAGAAAGUGAUGAAGAAGAUGAAACUGCAGUCGAGUACAUUGACAGUGAUGUAGAAGUUAUCCUGAGUGAUGAUGAGAUGUAG
Molecule: messenger RNA, 2895 nt
Organism: Papaver somniferum (opium poppy)
Lineage: Eukaryota; Viridiplantae; Streptophyta; Magnoliopsida; Ranunculales; Papaveraceae
Exons: 8
Coding region: 1-2895 (964 amino acids)
Source: RefSeq, a predicted model, not a curated record